Messenger RNA from Trametes versicolor FP-101664 SS1, 702 nucleotides. RefSeq lists its product as uncharacterized. The record is from RefSeq and is a predicted model, not a curated record. The transcript is spliced from 4 exons. Bases 1 to 702 code for a protein of 233 amino acids. Lineage: Eukaryota; Fungi; Basidiomycota; Agaricomycetes; Polyporales; Polyporaceae.
AUGCCACCUCAGCAUCUUGUCGUCGCCCUUGUUUCUGCUCCACUACACAUUCACAGCUCACAAUUCGGCAUGAUGGCCGAUUUACAGGAUAAACAGACCAUCUAUCAAUAUCCUGAGUUCCAGCAGUUCGUCGAUGCUAUCCUAGCAAAUCAACCUUGGAGAAAAGACGAUAACGAGGACGAGCUGAUGCAGUGGCUGCUGGGCAUGAAGAUGACAAUAUACUCGGGCACCCAUGUGUGCGAUGCCGACUGUGUUUGCGACACACAGUUCAACAUGUUCUUUGAACACAUGGAGGACAUAUCCAUGUUAGACGGCAUCGCAGGGAAGUUCAUCCUCGAAUACACCAUGGUCACCCGUCAGCGCAAGAUUGUCGCCUUCAAGAACGCUGUCGCCCACUGCAAGGUGGCGCUCAAAGUCGAAACAGACCGCACCAUAGCAUCCUUCAAAAUUGGGAUGGGUGAAAGGGAUAACGCACUGGUGAAAUGCAUUGCCGCCCACAAACACAGUGUUGAGGAUGUGGCUGCAGCUGGUAUCAAGCUCGGGAGAGCUGAGCAGUCGCUGCAUGAUGCAGAAAGCGAAUAUUCACGCGUUAUGAAGUUGCAAUCAUUCCGCCCCUGGGCAGGCCAAGUUCGCGCCGCUGAAUGGGGCGCAAAGAUCGCAGCAAUAGGCAAGCCUUGGGUGGAGAUUCCUGUCAGGAAGUAG